UUUCGUUCUUCCCCUUAAACAAAGACAGCCGUGGGAUCUCUUCUGCCGCCAGCGGUUCGUACAUCUCAAAGUCGGCACCUUCGCGGUUCGCGUUCCGCCCCGGAACUGCUGCUCUCUGCGGAUUUGUGCUGGAUACCGAGGCGGCCCAAGAUAGACAGCAACCAUGGCUGUGCCAGCGGCCGUCUUGUCUCAGCUGCGUCAGCAGUGGAGUGUGAACUUCAAGCCGGAGGCAUUGGAACUCCUUCCGAUCCUGCUCGCCGACGCAUGCGACGACUCCGCGUCAGGGGGGUCGCGGGCGGCCUCCGGGUCUGUCUCACUCCAGACUUUGCAGCGCUUCCUGCUGACUUCGGAUCUGCGGAGUCUCCGUCUCUCGCCACCGCUGCCCGAAGGCUUUCUCGCACAGAAGACAUCGUCGGCACUCGCGGCGCCGCUCUUCCUCAUGCUGCUCUCCUCCCGGGACAUCACGCUGCCCUCGAAGGAAGGCGAAGAAGACUUCCGCUCGGCCGCUGCCGCCCCGUGCUACCGAGGCCACAAACGCCGGAUGCUGCUGCUGAAACUGACUGACGGCGCGGGGUGUACGUACACCGCGAUCGAGCACCACUUCUGCCGGCAGCUGGACGUGCCGCUGGUGCCGGGCUUGAAGAUGCUGGUCGCCGCGGGGACGCGCGUCACCAACGGAUUGCUUCUCCUCGAACCUGCGACGGUUCAGGUUCUGGGCGGGGCUGUGGCGAGUCUGGAGAGCGCCUUCAAGCUUCGCGAGCAUGUCCAGCAGGCGCGCCUGCACAGGAAGGCGGAGAGCGAGGCUCCUGGCCGAGAGGCUGGAACGGGCAAGGAAGACGAGGGCCCCCCGCGCUUCCUGCCCUUCUCCUACGCCGCAGCGAAGAAGGCGCUCGAGGCCGGCAAGGAGGUCGUGGCGGCGGCGCUCGAAAGCCAGCAGAAGAAGAGCAGCCGCGAGAAGGCCCAGAGUGCGCGACGCGGCGAGGACCGCGAGGACGCGAGAAAGGCCAUGCAGCAGCUGAAGGACGAGAGACAUGCAGGCGAGAGCGGCAGCAAACUGGAGAGGUUCCAGCAACAGGCCGAGCCGAAGAAAGCCGCCGUCCAAGCUCUCGUUGUGAACCAGGCGGCGAGAGGCCGCGGAGACAGAAGACCUGCGCGCGAGGAGGGCGAGGGGGCGUCGCCGAGAGGCCGAGGCGGCCGGGGCUUCGGAGGCAGAGGAAGAAGAAAGAGAGACAACGACUUCGAAAAUGAAGGUCUGUACAUGAAAGACUCCAAGGCACCCGUCGCCUACAACCUCCUCGAUCUGAUCUGCAAGGAAAAACCGAGCGCGGCGAUGGACAGCGAGCAGGCACCCGAGCGAUACGAAAGGCCUGCGGUGUCCAUGGGUGUUGUCUCCACACCCCACAGACCACCCGCUGCCUCCAAACUGGAUUCGCGCGAAACUGACAGAGGCAGAGCGACAGGCUCGGUGCCCCAGCCGAACCGGGGCGGCCGCGGUAGGGGACGAAACCGCGGAGGCGGUUUCGGAGGAGAGAGUUCUCCACAAGGUGGACAUGUCGAAGGAACGAGAGGCGGUACUUUCUUCUCGUACUACUACGCUGAAGACCCUGCAUCAAAGCAGCUUUCGUCACAUGCGCCAUCCCAUCACAGAAGCUCUCCAGGUGGUGGACAUUCUCCCUACAACGCUUCAGCUCCUCACCCGUUUUCUUCUCCCUCGCCUUCUCCAUCGUACCCCGCCCAGUCUGGCUCUGCCCACGCUUCGCUGUCGCAUGUACAAGCCGGUGGUGCCGUUGGGAGGGAUCUGGCAGCCGCGGCUUUUCCUUCUACGGUCGGUCCUGAGCAGCUACGCGGCGCCCGAGAGAGAGGGAGAGGAGGGCCGCGGGGACGAGGCGGGGGCCGGGGACGAGGCGGCGGGGGAAGGGGGAAGAGAGAGUUUCAGAGUGAACGAGGUUUUUGAAGUCUGAGUGUGUGUCUCGGAGCUAAGAAUGAGGAGCGGGACCGGUAAACCACGAGAGGAAGUUUGACGGAGAGACUCGGGCUUGGAUACCUGCUCGGAGUGCAUCAGGGGAAGCGCCGGUUUUAGUCAGUGGCGUGUCGAUGAAUUGACCGCAGCACUGGCAGCUGUCACGGCUGUCACUGGUGUAUUUCGAGAAGAGGGUUUCCUCUCUGUUGAACAGAAUGGCUUGUCAGAAAUGGAGUCAGUGGAAAGGAUCCGUGCGGUAGCUGCGCUGGGGAUGGAUGAGAACCGCUUACGUGACUCGCGAGGUGACUUUUUAUGGAGUUGUGCGCUUGUAAGCACAAUUGCGGUUCGCGACAUUCGCCGAUCCCCCGUUAUGCGUUAUGACGGUUCCGAGUUCGACUGGAGGAACGUAAACAGCCUUCACGGUGCAUUCCACGUUGACUGGAUGCCUUCUGAGGCAAUGGAAACUGACAGAAAUAGACGACUUUUUACGGAUAACACCACACGCGCAGGCCAAAAAUCCACAAACAGCGGCAUUGAGGGUCUGAGGCGCCUUCGACUUGACGCUUCUGAAGGGUGAUGCUGACUUCUACGGAGGAUAGGGCAACCUCUUUAAAAAAC
Messenger RNA from Toxoplasma gondii ME49, 2578 nucleotides. RefSeq lists its product as hypothetical. NCBI's taxonomy places the organism in Eukaryota, Apicomplexa, Conoidasida, Eucoccidiorida, Sarcocystidae. The record is from RefSeq and is a predicted model, not a curated record. The coding region runs from base 164 to 1954 and encodes 596 amino acids. The transcript is spliced from 2 exons. Gene Ontology annotation, cellular component: nuclear body; RecQ family helicase-topoisomerase III complex. Gene Ontology annotation, biological process: double-strand break repair via homologous recombination; resolution of meiotic recombination intermediates.